UCCGCAGCCUCCAGAGCCGCUGAUUGGCUUUCAGGCUGGCGCCUGUCUCGGCCCCCGCGCCAGUUUCGGGCUGGUUGGCGCGGAAUCGGGAGACUCCGGGACCAUGGCGCCGGUGCACGGCGAUGACUGCGACCUGGGGGCGAGCGCUAUGUCAGAUUCAGGGAGUCUUGCAGCUUCGCGAUCCCGGCGAGAGAAGAAAUCCAAGAAAGGGCGACAGGAAGCUCUAGAAAGACUGAAAAGGGCUAAAGCUGGUGAGAAGUAUAAAUAUGAAGUAGAGGACUUCACAAGCGUUUAUGAAGAAGUUGAUGAGGACCAGUAUUCGAAGCUGGUUCAGGCCCGCCAGGAUGAUGACUGGAUUGUGGAUGACGAUGGUAUUGGCUAUGUGGAGGAUGGCCGAGAGAUUUUUGAUGAUGACCUUGAAGAUGAUGCCCUUGAUUCCCAAGAGAAAGGAAAAGAUGACAAAGCACGAAACAAAGACAAGAGGAACGUUAAGAAGACUGUGGUGACAAAACCAAAUAAUAUCAAGUCAAUGUUCAUUGCCAGUGCUGGGAGGAAAACUGCAGAUAAAGCUAUUGACUUGUCCAAGGAUGAUCUGCUAGGUGACAUUCUACAGGAUCUGAACACUGAGACACCUCAAAUAACUCCGCCACCUGUAAUAAUAUCGAAGAAGAAAAGAUCCAGUGGAGCUUCACUGAAUCCUUUCUCUGUGCACACCCCUAAGGCAGUUCCUUCAGGAAAAACCAUUUCUCCAGUCUCAAGGAAGGAGCCUUCGUUAACUCCUGUUCCCCUUAAAUGUGCUGGAUUUGCUGGCGCGCCAGGGCCGGCCUUGCGGACAGAUGACAAGGAGGAGUCAGGGCCAAUGGACUUUGAAGAUGGCGACUUCGAUGAGCCCAUGGAAGCCGAGGAGGUGCAUGUGGAGCCCGUGGCUGCCAAGACUUGGGACCAAGAGAGGGAGCCAGCAGAGGAGGAGAAACAAGAGGCAGAUCCUGGGAAAGGGACCACGUCCAAUUUAGGAAGUUAUCUCCCGGAUGUCUCUUGUUGGGACAUUGACCAGGAAGAUGACAGCAGUUUCUCAGCCCCGGAAGUUCAAGUGGAUUCCAGUCACCUCCCACUGGUGAAAGGGGCAGACGGGGAACAAGUAUUUCAGUUUUAUUGGCUGGAUGCUUAUGAAGAUCAGUACAGCCAACCAGGUGUGGUAUUUCUGUUUGGCAAAGUUUGGAUUGAACUUGCCGAAACCCAUGUGAGCUGUUGUGUCAUGGUGAAAAACAUUGAGCGAACGCUGUACUUCCUUCCCCGUGAAACGAAAAUUGAUCUAAACACGGGGAAAGAAAAAGGAACUCCAGUUACAAUGAAGGAUGUUUAUGAUGAAUUUGAUGAGAAAAUAGCAGCAAAGUAUAAAAUUAUGAAAUUCAAGUCCAAGCCAGUGGAAAAGAACUAUGCUUUUGAGAUACCCGAUGUUCCAGAAAAAUCUGAGUAUUUGGAAGUUAGAUACUCGGCUGAAAUGCCACAGCUUCCUCAGGAUUUGAAAGGAGAAACUUUUUCUCAUGUAUUUGGGACCAAUACAUCCAGCUUAGAACUGUUCUUGAUGAACAGGAAGAUCAAAGGACCUUGCUGGCUUGAAGUAAAAAAUCCACAGCUCCUGAAUCAGCCAAUCAGUUGGUGUAAAUUUGAGGCAAUGGCCUUGAAACCGGACUUGGUAAAUGUAAUUAAGGAUGUUGGACCUCCUCCACUCGUGGUCAUGUCUUUAAGCAUGAAGACAAUGCAGAAUGCAAAGACACAUGAAAACGAGAUUAUUGCUGUGGCAGCACUGGUCCAUCAUAGCUUUGCAUUAGAUAAAGCACCCCCGCAGCCUCCCUUUCAGUCACACUUCUGUGUUGUGUCUAAACCAAAGGAUUGUAUUUUUCCAUAUGAUUUCAAAGAAAACAUUAAGGAAAAGAAUGUAAAGGUGGAGGUUGCUGCAACAGAAAGAACACUGCUAGGUUUUUUCCUUGCAAAAGUUCACAAAAUUGAUCCUGAUAUCAUUGUGGGUCAUAAUAUUUAUGGGUUUGAACUGGAAGUGCUGCUGCAGAGAAUUAAUGUGUGUAAAGUUCCUUACUGGUCCAAGAUAGGUCGGCUGAAGCGAUCCAACAUGCCAAAACUCGGGGGCAGGAGUGGAUUUGGUGAAAGAAAUGCUACCUGUGGCCGAAUGAUCUGUGAUGUGGAAAUUUCGGCAAAGGAAUUGAUUCGUUGUAAAAGCUACCAUUUGUCUGAACUUGUUCAACACAUUCUGAAAACUGAAAGGGUUGUAAUCCCAAUGGAAAAUGUACGAAAUAUGUACAGUGAAUCUUCUCAUCUCUUGUACCUGUUGGAACAUACCUGGAAAGAUGCCAAGUUCAUUUUGCAAAUCAUGUGUGAGCUAAAUGUUCUUCCAUUAGCAUUGCAGAUCACUAACAUCGCUGGGAACAUUAUGUCUAGGACACUGAUGGGUGGACGAUCUGAGCGUAAUGAAUUCUUGUUGCUUCAUGCAUUUUAUGAAAACAACUAUAUUGUGCCUGACAAGCAGAUUUUCAGAAAACCUCAGCAAAAACUGGGAGAUGAAGAUGAAGACAUCGAUGGAGAUGCCAGUAAAUACAAAAAAGGGCGUAAGAAAGCAGCUUAUUCUGGAGGCUUGGUAUUGGACCCCAAAGUUGGUUUUUAUGAUAAGUUCAUUUUGCUUCUGGACUUCAACAGUUUAUAUCCUUCCAUCAUUCAGGAAUUCAACAUUUGUUUUACAACAGUGCAAAGAGUUGCUUCAGAGGCGGAGAAAGUUACAGAGGAUGGAGAACAAGAACAGAUCCCUGAGCUGCCAGAUCCAGGCUUAGAAAUGGGCAUUUUGCCCCGAGAGAUCCGGAAACUGGUAGAGCGGAGGAGACAAGUGAAACAGCUCAUGAAACAGCCAGAUUUAAAUCCAGACCUUGUUCUUCAGUAUGACAUUCGACAGAAGGCUUUGAAGCUCACGGCAAACAGUAUGUAUGGCUGCCUGGGAUUUUCCUACAGCAGAUUUUACGCCAAACCACUGGCUGCUUUGGUGACAUACAAAGGAAGAGAGAUUUUGAUGCAUACAAAAGAGAUGGUGCAGAAGAUGAAUCUUGAAGUUAUUUAUGGAGAUACAGAUUCAAUUAUGAUAAACACCAAUAGCAACAGUCUGGAAGAAGUGUUUAAAUUGGGAAACAAGGUAAAAAGUGAAGUGAAUAAGUUGUACAAGCUGCUUGAAAUAGACAUUGAUGGUAUUUUCAAGUCUCUGCUUCUGCUGAAGAAAAAGAAGUAUGCUGCUCUGGUUGUUGAGCCAACAUCGGAUGGGAAUUACAUCACCAAACAGGAGGUGAAAGGAUUAGAUAUAAUUAGAAGAGAUUGGUGUGAUCUUGCUAAAGACACUGGAAACUUUGUCAUUGGUCAGAUUCUUUCAGACCAAAGCCGGGACACUAUAGUGGAAAACAUUCAGAAGAGGUUAAUAGAAAUUGGAGAAAAUGUGCUAAAUGGCAGUGUCCCAGUGAGCCAGUUUGAAAUUAACAAGGCAUUGACCAAGGAUCCCCAGGAUUACCCUGAUAAAAAAAGCCUACCUCAUGUGCAUGUUGCCCUCUGGAUAAAUUCUCAAGGAGGCAGGAAGGUGAAAGCUGGAGAUACUGUGUCAUAUAUCAUCUGUCAGGAUGGGUCAAACCUCACUGCCAGUCAGAGGGCCUAUGCACCUGAGCAGCUGCAGAAGCACGACAAUUUAACCAUCGACACCCAGUACUACCUGGCCCAGCAGAUCCACCCAGUCGUCGCUCGGAUCUGUGAGCCAAUAGAUGGAAUUGAUGCUGUUCUCAUUGCCACGUGGUUAGGACUUGACCCCACCCAGUUUAGAGUUCAUCAUUAUCAUAAAGAUGAAGAGAAUGAUGCUCUGCUUGGUGGCCCAGCACAGCUCACGGAUGAAGAGAAAUACAGGGACUGUGAAAGGUUCAAAUGUCCAUGCCCUACGUGUGGGACUGAGAAUAUUUAUGAUAGUGUCUUCGAUGGUUCGGGAACCGAUAUGGAGCCCAGCUUAUAUCGUUGCAGUAACAUCAGUUGUAAGGCUUCACCUCUGACCUUUAUGGUACAGCUGAGCAACAAAUUGAUCAUGGACAUCAGACGUUGCAUUAAAAAGUACUACGAAGGCUGGCUGAUUUGUGAGGAGCCCACAUGUCGAAAUCGAACUCGGCACCUUCCCCUUCAGUUUUCCCGAAAUGGACCUCUUUGCCAAGUCUGCAUGAAAGCUACACUCCGGCCAGAGUAUUCUGACAAGUCCCUGUACACCCAGCUGUGCUUUUACCGGUACAUUUUUGAUGUGGACUCUGCACUGGAGAAACUUAUUACCGAUCAUGAGAAAGAUAAAUUGAAGAAGCACUUUCUUACUCCCAAAGUUCUGCAGGACUAUAGAAAACUCAAGAGCACAGCAGAGCAGUUCUUGUCCCAAAGUGGCUACUCGGAAGUGAACCUCAGCAAACUCUUCAUUGACUGCGCCGUGCGGUCCUGAGGAAUCGCCGGAAGUGGGUGCGGUGGGGGCUCUGGAAGGAAGAACCGCAUCCUCGCAUCCUCGGUGCCUGCGCCAUGGCCCUGGCUGCCUCUCCUGCAUCGCUUUUCCUUUGGGACUCCAUACCAUGUUUGUGUGGAUGCAGCUCGGGUGGGAGAUUAUUAAGCGGGCCUGCAAAAAUAUUUAAUCUACUGAGCAUCAAAGAACAGCAAAACCACCUUCCUCUUAUGUAUACCUCGUGCUGUUGCGACACCAAGCCGAAGAGCUGGCUGCUUGACGGAGUGGCCUGGAUGCAAGUGGCCCCAGGCUUUGCCCCAGGACCUUAAGCAGAGGCACCCCUAGAAAGAGGGCUUCAUGGAGCUUGGUAGGAGGGCCGACACUUUGCCUUUUCACAUGCCAGUUAAACCCAGUCUGAACCCAACUGCUGCCUGGCCGCUGGCCCCAGGAGUGGCUGUCCUUUUCAGUCUUUCUUUAAUAUAAGUAGCUGGGGGGGGGGAGAUUUAGAAGGCUUGCACUUACUAAAUAGAUUAAACAGAGCUUACUUGUAUAUUGAAUUGCUCCAAAGCCCAACCUGCACACGCACAUGCAGAAUGGGUAGCUGUUCUACACCCACCUUCCUUUUUUUAUUUCCUCAAGUAGAACAUCUAGGUAAAGGUUUAUACAAAAGGAAAGCACAUUUUAAAUAAUUUGAUAGAUCUUAUUUCAUUAAAAAUGUAUAGGGGUUGGGGUGAGGAUGAUUGUGUUAUAUUCAGAAAAACUGGGGCGGGUGACUGGUUAAUGAGCCCUGGUGCUGUUUUUCUCAUUUCUUUAGAACGGUGUGUUUUUGCCAGAAGCCAGACGUAUUGCAAUAUUUCUUACGUUCUUGGUAAGAUUAUAGUAACAAAGCAUAUUUUCCCUUGUACAACUAUGCUAUAUAUAUUUUUUAAAUCUACCUAUGCUUUUUCAUAAAAGAAACAUAUGCUGUGCUUUUUUUUUUUUUUUUUUUUCACUUCAGAAUAAAGUUUUCUAAAGGGAAACUAGUUGCAGCGACUCCUUAUCAGGUGCCAAGAGUGACUAGAGGGGGCAGCCAGGAGUAAGGGGUGACUGGAGGCUGUUCCCUUCCCAAACCUCGGCCUCCUUAGAUCUCCGCUCAGAAAUGCUCCGCGUGGGAGUUCCCUUGUGGUGCAGUGGGCUAAGGAUCAGGCAUGACGACAGUGGCUCGAGUCGCUGCUGUGGGACCAGUUCAGUUCCUGACCUGGGAACGUCCACAUGCCAAGGAUGCAGGGAAGAAAGAAAAAAAAAAAAAAAAAGCUCAGCAUGACGUAUGUCCCAGUGUUCUGAGUGGCAUUUUCAUGGACUUUGGGUCCUUUAAGAGAUGCAGUAUGACUUCUCGUGUGCUUUGCCGACUUGGACAGCCAGAGAGAGCUCAGCCAAGAGCCCAGUGCUGUCUCCUUUUGGAGAGCAAGGCUGAUGGCUCCUGGGAGAAAUGCCUCCACAAGAGAACGGUCAUCUGACUUGGACCCGAGUGAAAGCACACUUGUUAAGCAGCAGAAGUGACACUGCCCUUUAUCUUGCUUCACCUUCCCCAUUCUCUCCAACCCUCUCCUCCUUUCUCCUGUCUCUUACACUUGCAGUUUAAGGCCCUGUCAGUUAAUUAACUCUUGGUUCCUCGGGCUCUGGGACCCGUCAGAAGUUGUAGCAGCCACGCUGCUCUACGAAACUAAGGAUUAGUGUGGCUUUUCCUUGCUGUUACCGUGUGGAUUACAGGGAUGGUUCUAUGAUGUGUGCUUCCUCAGCCCACACCCCUGCUUUGCUCUCUAAAGAGAAGGCACGUUCUCCUUGAUUUCUGGAACCUGGGGUUAUGGUAAAUACAAGGAGAGGGUUAUCUUGAGCUUGCUCAUCAAGAAACUCCAGGAAACACAACACAGAUGGCUUCUCAUUGGUCUGUUUCUUGUCUCUGCAUCUAGAUUGUAAUGACUGUGAGGGCAGGAACCAUUUCUGUAGAAAGUCCACAGAAAGUCAGACAUGUCUUCGUACAGUUCUCGAAAAGAGCUAGCAUGAUGGUUGAUGUUUUAUUUAGAUCAGCAACUCCAGGUAGGUUAAGAGAGUUUUCUGGGAGGCAUCUAAGGAUUCCAGGAUCUUAUAGAGAGUUGCAACUGCAACUUUGAUCAAGAAUGCCAGUGGAGGAGUUCCCGUCUGUGGCACAGCAGAAAUGAAUCCAACUAGGAACCAUGAGGUUUCGGGUUUGUUCUCUGGCUUCGCUCAGUGGGUUAAGGAUCCGGUGUUGCUGUGGUGUAGGCGGGCAGCUGUAGCUCUGAUUCGACCCCUAACCUGGGAACCUCCGUAUGCUGCAGGUGCAGCCCUAAAAAGCAAAAAAGAAUGCCAGUGGAGGAGUUCCAUCAUGGCUCAGCAGGUUAAGAACCUGACAUAGCGUCUGUGUAGACACGGGUUAGAUCCCUGGCCUUGCUCAGUGGGUUAAGGGGUUGGUGUUGCCAUGAGCUGUGGUGUAGGUCACAGAUGUAGCUCAGAUCCUGCAUUGCUGUGGCUGUGGCUGUGACCAGCAGCCGAAGCUCUGAUUCGACCCCUAGCCUGGGAACUUCCGUAUGCUGCAGGAGUGGACCAAAAAAGAAAAAAAAAAAAAAAAAAAAAAAAAAAAAAAAAAAAAAGAAUGCCAGUAAAUCUCUUGGAGGAUUGGAGCGUGGUCAGUUUUCUCAGAGAAUGCUUUCUAUUCCUUGAUUGGCAUGGGUUGUGUCAGUGGGUAGGGCGGGUGCAGAGAGGCCACCCACUUCCUUUUAUAAGGGGGAACACACCCACGUGUCUCCACUGGUACCCUGGCAUAAGUGUUAAGCUCAAGUGCUACAAGUCAAACAGGCCGGGUUCACAUUCAAGGGUGGCAGGGCCUGGUGAACCCCAGUAGGCAUGUCCUGUCUGAGGGGAGCAGCAGCUACUCAGCGAUUCUGGGAGAGACAGUGCCCAGUGCCCAGUGCCAUAUGAUCUGGGGUUCAAGAGAAGCCAGGAAUCCAGAUAUGCCAUAAAGUGUCUUGAUUGCUAGGAGUUCCUUUGUGGCAUAGCAUUGUCACUGUAGCAGCCUAAGUUGCUGCUGUGGUGCAGGUUCAAUCCCUGGCCCAGGAACUUCCACAUGUCUCAGGUGCAGCCCCCCCCCCAAAAAAAAGUGUCUUGAAUUCUAAGCUUUGACAACCAAUUUUUAAAACAAAAUACUAAACACUGUGGGCCAGACUUCCCAACUGGAGUGGUGCCCUAAAGGAACCUUGCUCUUCUCGGAGCCCCAUUUGAAAGGGGCACCUUUUCUGUUGAGGGUUGAGUCUGCCUGCAACAGGGAGCACCCAUUUAUCUUGGUCACAACUUGCUCACUCUCAAUUCUCCUUCGUGUGAAGGGGGAAUGAAGGAGGCCAGAAGUUGAAAAUCGUACAGGCGUGUGCUCAGGAAGUUUUCAUUUGUCCAGGCAACAGAUGGAGAUCACCUCUGUUGCCCAAGACGUGGGGGCUCAGCAAAGUUCAUAGACGGGAGUUCAGUUCGGGGUGAAUUCGCUGCCCCUCCCCACCCCCCCCUCCUCCAGCCCAUACCGCCGACAUGCACACAGAGGUGCUUCCACACGCCUUUUCAAACUUCCCCGUUAAAUGAGUUUGGCAGGUGAUGCCAAGACAAGGCAUCUCCAAAAGCCGACUUGCCUAUCUUGUGUCAGGCUUUUGUGAAAAACACACCAAACACCAGACCCUCAAUUCGAUAAUUCACUUCUUCCCUCUCCCAUCCCAAACUUUAACCCGCCCUGACUUUGCCUUCUGUCUCUCUGUCUCUCUCUGUCUCUGACUCUCCCUCUCGCUGCUCACCUAAAUAUUUCUUAAUUGAACGGUUUGCUGUGGAGCUUCCUUAUAGCAGUUUAAUAGAUUAACUCAUCUGAGCCAGCCUCAAAUUUCAGAUUAAAAUUCCUUCAUCCCGAAGGCAGCAUUAUCAGGUUGUUGGAGGCUGUUUUCAAACCUUGGUUUUGAAUAGCAGCGGCUCUGCAUUAAUUUAACCACUAAGCUAAUAAGUAGGUUUCGUUUUGUUAUGCUAAGCUUUAUUGCUUUUCUUUUGAUCAGAAUGGUGUUGUUGAGCAAAGCAGCAGACAAGGCAUUCUUUGAUGAGGGAAUUAGCGCUCCAUUCUUCCUCUAUUAUUCAUAGCACAGUGGAAUAUGUAAGUACCUGAGGGUGUCAAAGGAGCGCAGGUUCUAUUGCAAAGUGCUCGCCUUGUUUCUCUCAAUAGCUGACUAUGAGAUGAUAAACCGCUUAAUACACUGUGCUAAUUGGAUGAGAGCAAAAAGAGAUGGGAAUUAAGGCGAGGCAAAAGGAGAAAGUGCAACCAGCCUUCAAUUCACUCUUUCACCACUUUACCAGCACCAAAGGAGGCACAAGCUUUCUAUAAGCAGACUAGAGGUUUUGUGCAGAGAUAAAAUGAACGUGUUAGUGGAUUCAAGUAAUACACUAAUUAUUGCACAGUAUAAAUACCACUACUGGUUUUAUAACAGGGAGGUAAACUUCUUUUGAGAGGGUUAUAGGAUUGCUUGGCAGUGGUGUAGAACCUAAUAAGGGCCCAGAGUAAUAACCCCCUGGAUUAACAAAAUUGCUGCUUGUAGAAGUAUGAUUCAGGCUUUUACGAAGAUUUCCGGAGAAUGAAUAAAAAUGACUGAAUGACAUUUCUUAAUGUA
Messenger RNA from Sus scrofa (pig), 9189 nucleotides. RefSeq names its product DNA polymerase alpha 1, catalytic subunit (gene POLA1). Gene Ontology annotation, cellular component: alpha DNA polymerase:primase complex. Gene Ontology annotation, biological process: leading strand elongation; lagging strand elongation; DNA replication. Gene Ontology annotation, molecular function: DNA-directed DNA polymerase activity; single-stranded DNA binding; DNA replication origin binding. NCBI's taxonomy places the organism in Eukaryota, Metazoa, Chordata, Mammalia, Artiodactyla, Suidae. The record is from RefSeq and is a predicted model, not a curated record.